Culex quinquefasciatus (southern house mosquito) is the source of this 2961-nucleotide messenger RNA. RefSeq lists its product as uncharacterized. Gene Ontology annotation, molecular function: catalytic activity. The coding region runs from base 1 to 2961 and encodes 986 amino acids. Lineage: Eukaryota; Metazoa; Arthropoda; Insecta; Diptera; Culicidae. The record is from RefSeq and is a predicted model, not a curated record. The transcript has 4 exons.
AUGGUCAGCGAACGACUGGACAACGCGUACCAUAGGUACAUUAUGUACCAUCCUGCACGUGCUGGCCUUCUUGCCCGGGAGCUGCACAAGCUGAACGUGCAUGUGGCCGCCAUCCAGGAAGUUCGAUGGCCCGGUCAUGGAGAGCGAAAAUUCACGGCGGUGGACCCCAUCGCCAACACCUCUUUCAAGUACCACAUCUACUACAGUGGCGGCGAAAAGGCGAUGCACGGAGUCGGUUUCGUAGUGAUUGGGGAUCAGAAGAACCGAGUCAUCAAGUGGAAGGUGGUGAAUGACCGGAUCUGCGUGUUGAGAAUAAAGGGCAAAUUCUUCAACUACAGCCUGAUCAACAUCUACGCUCCGACGAACGACAAGCCCGAUGACGAGAAAGACGCUUUCUACGAGCGUCUUGACAAGACCUAUGAAGAGUGCCCAAGACACGACGUGAAGAUAGUCAUCGGAGACGCAAACGCGCAGGUCGGAAGGGAAGCCUUCUUCCAUCCUGUCAUCGGCAAGGAGAGCCUUCAUCCUCGCACGAAUGACAACGGCCUACGUUUGGUCAAUUUCGCCGCAGCCAGAGGAAUGGCUAUCUGUAGCACCUUCUUUGCGCGCAUGAACAUUCGGAAGCACACCUGGCGACACCCGAAUGGCGAAUCGUGCACACAAAUCGAUCACGUUUUGGUGGAUGGUCGACACUUCUCGGACGUGAUGGACGUCCGAUCGUACAGAGGACCGAACAUCGACUCUGAUCACUUCCUGGUAGCGUGCAAGAUCCGAGCUAGGCUGUCGAACGUGUUGACCCCGCGGACUGCGAGGGUAGCGCGGUUGAACGUCCAGCGCCUCGCGAGCAGCGACGUUGCUGCAGAGUACAGUCGGAAGCUUGACGAGCGGAUCAACGAGGACGCGCCUACGGGUAACCUGGACGAGCAAUGGGGAGCCCUCCAGAGCAUCGUCAACACAACGGCUACCGAAGUGAUCGGCACGACCAGAGGACGCAAACCCAAAGGGUGGUUCGAUGCGGAGUGCCAGCGAGUGACGGACGAGAAGAACGAGACCAGGAAGCGUAUGCUCGUUAAGGGUACGCGCCGAAACUGUGAGCGAUACAGUGAGUUGCGAAGAGCAGAGAAACGAAUCCACCGCCGAAAAGAACGGGAGUACGACGAAACGGUACUUGCCGAAGCGGAAGCACAGUACAACGCGAACGAUAAGCGGAGGUUUUACGCAACUGUCAACGGUGUAAGAAGGAAAACCACGCCUUCCCCUGUGAUGUGCAACGACACGGAAGGCAACCUGUUGACAGACAAGACUGCGGUGGCGGCUAGGUGGAAGGAGCACUUCCAGCAGCUGUUGAACGGUGAGGCACGAGAGGGAAUCGUCGAGGACAGGAUACACGUUGAGGAAGAUGGAAAAGCUGUGGACCCGCCUACGUUGGAGGAAGUAGCUAAGGCUGUUAAAGAGCUCAAGAACGGGAAAUCCGCGGGAAAGGACGGACUUCCGGCCGAACUUUUCAAGCACGGGGGUACGCGGAUGACCGAGAUUCUGCACCAAAUCAUCCUACGCAUUUGGUGCGAAGAACAGCUUCCGACCGACUGGUUAGACGGGCUCGUCACCCCAAUCUACAAGAAAGGGCAAAGACUCGAUUGUGCCAACUAUCGAGGCAUCACAAUCCUCAACGCAGCGUACAAAGUACUCUCCCGCAUCCUGUGGAGCAAGCUGAGACCGAUGAUCGAGACCUUUGUCGGCGAAUACCAGUGCGGUUUUCGAGCGGGUCGGUCAACGACGGAUCAGAUGUUCACUCUGCGACAAAUCCUCGACAAGUUCCGGGAGUACAACCUGCAAACACACCAUUUGUUCAUCGACUUCAAAGCGGCGUACGAUUCGGUCAAAAGAAACGAACUUUGGAAGAUUAUGGUAGAACACGGCUUUCCGGCGAAGCUUAUAAGAUUGAUUCGUGCAACGCUCGACGGAGCAAAAUCAAGCGUGCGAAUAGCCAACGAGACAUCUGAAGCUUUCGUUACGUUGGAUGGAUUGAAGCAGGGCGAUGCUCUCUCGAACUUACUGUUCAUCAUAGCGUUGGAGGGUGCUGCGCGAAGGGCAGGCGUGCAAAGAAACGGAACACUCAUCACUAAAUCGCACAUGCUGCUUGGAUACGCUGACGACAUCGACAUCAUUGGUAUCGACCGUCGUUCAGUGGAGGAGGCGUUCGUCCCUUUCAAGCGGGAAGCUGCGAAGAUCGGACUGACCAUUAACACUGCCAAGACCAAGUAUCUGGUUGCUGGCAGAGCGCGUGGCAGUGCAGGUGAUGGUGUUUCGGAGGUGGAAAUAGAUGAAGAAAGAUAUGAGAUGGUGGAUGAAUUUGUAUAUCUUGGUACACUCGUGACGUGCGACAACGAUGUGAGCUGCGAAGUGAAACGGCGGAUUAGUGCUGCAAACAGGGCCUUCUACGGUCUUCGUAGCCAGCUAAGGUCCCGCAGCCUAAGGACGCCUACGAAAAUCACGCUGUACAGGACCUUGAUACUCCCUGUAGCUCUUUACGGUCACGAGUCGUGGACGCUAAAGGAGGCUGUCCAGAGAGCACUUGGGGUCUUCGAGCGGAGAAUCCUGCGUUCUAUCUUCGGCGGCAAGCAAGUAGGAGACCGGUGGCGCAGGCGCAUGAACUUCGAGCUGUACCAAGACUACAAACAUGCUGAUAUCGUAAAAGUCAUCAAGCACGACAGGCUGAAGUGGGCUGGACAUGUAGCCAGAAUGUCGGACGAGCGGGCGGCUAAAACGAUAUUCAGUCUGCCACAAACAACAUCACCUGGACCUUCUGCCAGCAACAGUGACAUCAACAGCAACACCAUCAACACCCACCCAGAGUUUGGGUUGGAGGUCAUCGUCGUCGCCAUCACCAACACCAUUCAGCUCUCAGCAUCCAGUGGCAACGUCAUCAGCAUCCUUUGUUGGCGCCAGGAGAUUGUGUAA